AAAAACGAUCAUCUUACCGAAAUCAUAUCAAGAUAUGGUAGAUGCUUGGCAAGCUGAUAACCAAACGUUGCUGUCAAAACUCCUGACAAGGCAUACAGCUGAAAUUGACCUGAAAAAAGCAGUAAUGAAAUUGCAUGACGAAAGAUUGCUGCAAGAUCCAGAGGUUGAUAAACAGUUGAGAGAACUAGGGCUUUUUGUUCAAUGUGAUGGAAGUACUCAAAAUGCGAAGUCACACAAAAGGAAGAUAGCAAAUACGAUGAAUAAGCAUGAAACCAAAAGAACAAAACAGAAUGACCAUGAAGAUGCAGUGGACACUACACUGACAGAAUUAUUACCUGGCUGCUCAAUUGGCCAACUGCUAGACGGCCAAAGUGAUUCACUCCUGCUGGAUAAGAUAAGUCAGCACAUACCAGAUUUUCUUGGAGAUGAAGCUGACAAUGUACAAUUUCACUGGACAUAAACUGUCCGAGAAAACGAAGUAUUUUUUGCUGUAAAGUUUCUUAAUACUUUGAUUUUGGAUAACGGAUAUUGUUAUAUAACAAUUUAGUAAAAUUAAUAGUUUGGAAUUUGUUAGGUUCAUUUUUCUUGUAAUAUUUCAUGAGGAAUCAAUUUUUAAAAAGAUGGGAAUGUGUCAUCAGUGCAAAACAAUAUGACAGGGUGAACAGCACAAGCAUUAAAUCCUGUACUUAGGUAUUUUCAUAGAAAAAGUUUACAGGAACACAAAUUUUAUAUAAUUCCACAUAAUUGUUCAAUGUCGACGCUCCAUAAAUGUGUAUACAUAUAAAUGUUUGUAAGUGUGUUUCAUAUUUUAUUUUUUUAAGUCAAAUUCUG
This is a messenger RNA of Mytilus trossulus (common blue mussel), 831 nucleotides long. RefSeq lists its product as uncharacterized. The record is from RefSeq and is a predicted model, not a curated record. The transcript is spliced from 3 exons. NCBI's taxonomy places the organism in Eukaryota, Metazoa, Mollusca, Bivalvia, Mytilida, Mytilidae. Bases 35 to 460 code for a protein of 141 amino acids.